Molecule: messenger RNA, 1018 nt
Organism: Bicyclus anynana (squinting bush brown)
Lineage: Eukaryota; Metazoa; Arthropoda; Insecta; Lepidoptera; Nymphalidae
Product: protein lethal(2)k10201
Exons: 4
Coding region: 154-816 (220 amino acids)
Source: RefSeq, a predicted model, not a curated record
GAUAAUAAAAAACAUAACCCUUCUUGCAGUCGGGUAAUAAAUGCACCCAAUCCAAAACAAAGCCAUAAACACAAACAAAAAAUUAAAGGUUAAAGGACUACUGGACUAAUGACGUAGUGAUUCCUAAACUCUUUGAGGACUAAAGUAAAGAUAAUGGAAGAUAUAGACAUACUCAGUUUACUCGGGAAAUAUGGCAUCGGUCGUCGGAAACUCGAUGACGAUUUAUUCUCUGGCGACAAACUACCCGCCAGAUUUGGAAUCUAUGACGAGGACGAAGAAAAUCAAUGCCACCAAGUUACUCCGACUCAAUGUACAGUCCCAGGCUGCAAUUUCACUGCGGAUUCCAUCGUCAACUUCGAAAAGCACUAUAACUCUAUGCACAGAUAUUCCUGCAGCCAGUGCAAGAAGGUGCUGCCGUCACCUCACCUGCUAGACUUGCAUGUACAGGAGCAACAUGAUUCCUUCUUCGCUGUUAUGGCAGAAAGGAAACCUUCUUAUUCCUGUUACAUAGAAGAAUGUAAAGAGAAGUUCACAAACGCAGAAGAAAGAUUAAACCAUUGUGUCAAAAUUCAUAAAUUGCCUAAGGAUUAUCGUUUUGAUAGUAAACCAAAGAAAAGUUCAAAGAACAAAAAGUCCCAACAGGACAUACAGGUUGACCAGGCUAGCAAAAAGGAUCAGAAAUUCAAUUUCACUAACAACAGACAAAAAGUAUUCAGUUAUACAGGCAAGAAAUUUACCCAAGAACAAAAUACAUCUGCCUCUGUUGAUAUGGAUGCGAUAAUGAUAGAUUUAAAGGAAAAUCUACCACAAACCUAAUUUUAUUCACCACUAUGUUGGUACAAAUUCCAUAUUUUAAGUAGCCUUUACAUUUUUAUGAUAUCAGCAUACCAUAAAAAUGUAAAGUAUAUAUGUAAAGGUAAAUACUUGAACACUAAAUGCAACACAGCAGACCAAAGUUCAAAGAGCAAAGCUUUUUGAAAUGUUACAAAUAAAAAAAAUAUUUUGAAAAUGAAAACAA